Messenger RNA from Ficedula albicollis (Collared flycatcher), 12049 nucleotides. RefSeq names its product pecanex homolog 1 (Drosophila) (gene PCNX1). The transcript is spliced from 34 exons. Gene Ontology annotation, cellular component: membrane. The record is from RefSeq and is a predicted model, not a curated record. Lineage: Eukaryota; Metazoa; Chordata; Aves; Passeriformes; Muscicapidae. The coding region runs from base 11 to 6616 and encodes 2201 amino acids.
UCCUUCUUCCAUGAUGAUAGUAGCUGUCUACUGCCCAGUGAUAGCAGCUCUCUUUAUCGUUUUGAAGAUGGUGAAUUACCGUUUGCACAGGGCACUGGAUGAGGGAGAAAUUGUGGAGAGGAAUGCCAAUGAGCAUAUGGACAGAGGUGCAAAAACAGAACAAAGCAAUGUUUCAGCCAAGAGGAAAGACAGCAAUGGGCCCAGUGACCCUGGUGGAGGGAUUGAGAUGUCAGAGUUCAUACGAGAAGCAACUCCCCCUGUUGGCUGUAGUUCACGCAAUUCUUAUGCUGGGAUAGAUCCAAACAACCAGGUUGGAUCUGGGUUAUCUCGUCUGGGAACAGCAGCAACCAUCAAAGGUGAUACUGACACUGCCAAGACCUCUGAUGAUAUCAGUUUGAGUCUUGGCCAGAGUUCUAGCCUAUGUAAAGAAGGGAGUGAAGAACAAGAUUUGGCAACUGAUCGGAAGCUUUUUCGUCUGGUCUCGAACGACUCGUUUGUCUCCAUCCAACCUUCAUUGUCCUCUGGACAGGAUUUGCCAAGGGACAGCGGUGACAAAGUGUGCCUCUCGAACAACCAGCUUGUGGACCAGUCUAAAAACAGUACAUGUGACACAGAAGUAGCUUCACUGGUAACUCUGCAUUCUCACUCCUAUAGGAAGGAUCAUAGACCACGAGGUGUACCAAGGACUUCUAGCUCUGCUGUUGCUUUUCCAGAUGCUUCACUAAAUGACUUCCCCCUCUAUCAGCAGAAACGAGGACUAGAUCCUGUCAGUGAGUUAGAAGCUUCCAAGCCCCCUUCUGGAUCCCGAGAGUCUUUGGGUGAGAACUCUUGCAUUUCAGGAGUUUUUCAAUUAGAUGACAUUCUGAAAAGUAGCAGCCCUCAACCAUUGACUAAGAGUGGGAAGAGCAAGUCCUUGAAAGCAGACAAAAGUAUGGACAGUCUGAGAAGCCUGAGUACUAGAAGCAGUGGUUCAACAGAAAGCUACUGCAGCGGGACUGAUCGUGACACCAACAGUACCAUCAGUAGCUACAAAAGUGAACAUACUAGCUCAACGCAUAUAGAAAGUGUAUUGUCAGAGCACGAGGAGGAGUCUCCUAGAGAAGAAAAAAAGGAUGGUAAGAAAAAAGACUGUGGUGUCGACUCAGAGGAUGACAGUAGUUCUACUACUGACAAAAGGACUAGUAGUGAAAGGACUGCUGUGGAAGUGAGUCCUCUGGGUGGUUUUCAAGGGGGACGGGGUUCUAAUGCAUCCGAUGAGAUGCACAGCCAGAAAGGUCUUGGUGCCUCUGCUUCAGAAGAGGCCAAUAAGAACCCACAUGCCAAUGAAUUGACUACACAAGCUGACAGGCCGCAUGGGAAGGCUGCUGAACAAAGAGAGGAGCAGAGUGAGAAACUAGCUGUGUUAGUAGAUUCAAGAGCUUCUAAAGAAACUAGUGGAAAACAAAAGGAAGGAGAUGUUCGACCAAAAUCUUCUAGUUUAAUACAUCGAACAGCCUCUACCCACAAGUCCAGCCGGAGAAGGACAGGAAAAAAGCGGGCUAGUAGUUUUGAUUCAAGUCGGCACAGGGAAUAUGUUUCCUUCCGAGGUGUAUCUGGUACUAAACCUCACAGUGCUGUGUUUUGUCACGAUGAGGACUCCAGUGAUCAAAGUGACUUGAGCAGGACAUCAAGCAUGCAGUCAGCUCACCAGUUCAGCAGUGAUAGCUCUUCCAGCACCACCUCCCAUUCAUGCCAGUCUCCUGAGGGAAAAUACAGUGCUUUAAAGACCAAAUACGUUUCUAAAGACCGUGGGGGCACAGACUCUGAAAAUGCUCACAAAACCCAUGUAAGCUCUGAAGGAAUUAGCAAAAAAAGAUCUACACGACGGACUUCUAGCACAAACAGUGCCAAGAAUCGUGCCAGAGUGUUAAGCCUGGACAGUGGUACUGUAGCUUGUUUAAAUGACCCAAAUAGUUUAAUGGCACCAGGUAACAUAAAACAGUUAACCACUUCAAAGUCUGAUUUGGAAGCCAAAGAAGGAGAGGUGCUAGAUGAGCUAUCUCUGUUGGGAAGGGCUUCACACUUAGAGUCAGUCACUCGUUCUAGGAAUAGCUUACCAAGCCAGGCUACAUUUCCUGAAGGGGAAGAGCAAGAAUCAGCAAGUGGAGCAGCACAAGCCAGCGAGGAGACUGUCACAUUCCGCCGUGAACGCAGCACAUUUAGGCGUCAGGCAGUACGACGCCGGCACAAUGCAGGGAGUAACCCUACCCCUCCUACAUUGCUCAUCGGAUCACCCCUCAGUGACACGGACUCUCAUGUAUCGAGUUCUACCUCAGUUCGCUUUUAUCCACAUGAUCUACUUUCUCUUCCUCAGAUCAGGUUGAACAGGCUGCUAACAAUGGAUACAGAUCUGCUGGAGCAGCAAGAUAUUGACCUGAGCCCUGACCUUCAGGACCACAUGCAACCUCAAGAGGAAGCAGCUCAAAAAGUCAAGCAGUACUAUCGCUUUUGGAUCCUGCCUAAACUUUGGAUUAGCAUCAAUUUUGAUAGAUUAACUCUUCUGGCUUUAUUUGAUAGGAAUCGUGAGAUCCUUGAGAACGUAUUAGCUGUCAUCCUAGCUAUUCUAGUUGCAUUUCUGGGCUCUGUACUUCUCAUAGAGGGUUUUUUCAAGGAUAUUUGGGUCUUCCAGUUCUGCCUGGUAAUAGCCAGUUGCCAGUACUCACUGUUGAAGAGUGUUCAGCCAGAUUCUUCUUCCCCUCGACAUGGUCACAAUCGUAUCAUAGCCUAUAGUAGGCCUGUAUAUUUCUGUUUGUGUUGUGGUCUGAUUUGGCUGUUGGAUUAUGGCAGCAGAAACAUAUCUACAACAAGAUUCAGGUUGUACGGAAUGGCUUUCACCAACCCAUUGCUGCUGCUGUCAGCCAGGGACUUAGUUAUAGUGUUUACACUAUGUUUCCCUAUAGUAUUCUUCAUUGGUCUCCUGCCUCAGGUGAAUACAUUUGUGAUGUAUCUCUGUGAACAGCUGGACAUUCAUGUCUUUGGUGGCAAUGCUACCACAAGCCUGCUUGCAGCACUUUACAGUUUUAUCUGUAGUAUUGUGGCAGUAGCAUUGUUGUAUGGACUGUGCUAUGGUGCCCUGAAGGAUUCCUGGGAUGGGCAGCAUAUUCCGGUUCUCUUCUCCAUAUUUUGUGGUUUGUUAGUGGCAAUAUCGUAUCAUCUCAGCAGACAAAGCAGUGACCCUUCUGUACUUUUCUCUUUAGUGCAAUCAAAAUUUUUUCCUAAUUCUGAAGACAAAAACCCUGAGGAUCCUCUGUCUGAAGUAAAAGAUCCUUUACCUGAGAAGCUUAGAAAUUCUGUGAGCGAACGAUUGCAGUCUGACCUUAUUGUGUGUAUAGUCAUUGGUGUCCUCUAUUUUGCAAUUCAUGUCAGUACAGUAUUUACAGUUUUACAGCCUAUUUUAAGUUAUGUUCUCUAUGCAUUGGUGGGUACGGUAGGCUUUGUGACCCAUUAUGUUCUGCCUCAACUCCGAAAGCAGCUUCCUUGGCAUUGCUUUUCUCACCCACUGCUGAAAACCAAGGAAUACCAUCAGUUUGAAGUCCGGAAUGCUGCGCAUGUUAUGUGGUUUGAGAAACUUCACAUUUGGCUCCUUUUCGUAGAGAAGAAUGUUAUAUAUCCACUGAUAGUCCUCAAUGAGCUCAGUAGCAGCGCUAAGAAUAUUGCUAGUCCAAAGAAACUGGAUACUGAGUUGGGUGCUUUAAUGAUCACAAUAGCUGGCUUGAAGUUACUGCGUUCAUCAUUCAGUAGCCCAACGUGCCAGUAUGUCACUGUUAUUUUCACAGUGCUCUUCUUUACUUUUGAUUACAAAAGUUUUACUGAGACCAUGCUGCUAGAUCUCUUCUUCAUGUCCAUACUCUUCAGCAAGCUUUGGGAACUCUUUUAUAAACUGAGGUUUGUAUAUACCUACAUUGCUCCCUGGCAGAUCACAUGGGGGUCUGCCUUCCAUGCUUUUGCCCAGCCCUUUGCUGUGCCACAUUCUGCCAUGUUGUUUGUCCAAGCAGCUGUGUCAGCUUUCUUCUCUACUCCACUGAAUCCUUUUCUGGGAAGUGCAAUAUUCAUCACUUCAUAUGCCAGGCCUGUCAAGUUCUGGGAAAGAGACUACAACACAAAACGUGUGGAUCAUUCAAAUACUAGACUGGCUUCGCAGCUAGAUCGGAACCCAGGUUCAGAUGAUAACAACCUGAAUUCUAUCUUCUAUGAGCAUUUAACUCGUUCCCUUCAGCACAGCUUAUGUGGAGACUUGUUGUUGGGUCGCUGGGGAAACUACAGUACUGGGGACUGCUUCAUCCUAGCCUCUGACUACCUCAAUGCACUAGUACACCUUAUAGAGAUAGGAAAUGGCUUGGUCACCUUCCAGCUGAGGGGGCUUGAAUUCAGAGGAACUUACUGUCAGCAGCGAGAAGUAGAGGCCAUCACAGAAGGUGUAGAGGAAGAUGAAGGUUUCUGUUGCUGUGAACCAGGCCACCUUCCUCACAUGCUUUCCUUUAACGCUGCCUUUGGGCAGCGUUGGCUGGCUUGGGAAGUGCUUGUAACAAAGUAUGUUCUGGAGGGUUACAGCAUCACUGACAACAGUGCAGCUUCCAUGCUUCAAGUCUUUGAUCUCCGGAAAAUUCUCACCACUUACUAUGUGAAGGGAAUUAUCUAUUAUGUCACAACAUCCCCCAAGCUAGAGGAGUGGUUAGCUAACGAGACAAUGCAGGAGGGACUGCGGCUGUGCACAGACCGCAAUUAUGUGGAUGUAGACCCAACAUUUAACCCCAAUAUUGAUGAGGAUUAUGACCACCGUCUGGCAGGGAUCUCACGGGAGAGCUUCUGUAUGAUAUAUUUGAACUGGAUAGAAUAUUGCUGCUCUCGAAGAGAAAAGCCACUGGAUUCAAGUAAAGACUCACCCCUAGUGACAUUGUGUUAUGGACUGUGUGUUCUGGGACGGAGAGCAUUGGGAACAGCUUCACAUCAUAUGUCUAGUAACCUGGAAUCCUUCUUGUAUGGCCUGCAUGCCUUGUUUAAGGGUGACUUCCGUAUAUCUUCAAUUAGAGAUGAAUGGAUCUUUGCUGACAUGGAAUUACUGAGGAAAGUUGUGGUGCCUGGAAUACGGAUGUCACUGAAGCUACAUCAAGAUCACUUCACUUCUCCAGAUGAAUAUGAUGAUCCUUCUGUCCUUUAUGAAGCUAUAACAACUCAUGAAGAAAAUCUGGUUAUAGCACACGAAGGGGACCCCGCUUGGCGGAGCGCAGUUCUUUCCAAUUCUCCGUCCCUUCUUGCUCUGCGCCACGUGAUGGAUGAUGGCACCAAUGAAUAUAAAAUCAUUAUGCUCAAUAAGCGCUAUCUCAGUUUCAGGGUCAUUAAGGUCAAUAAGGAGUGUGUACGUGGCCUGUGGGCAGGACAACAGCAGGAGCUUGUCUUCCUGCGUAAUCGUAAUCCAGAAAGAGGAAGUAUCCAAAAUGCUAAACAAGCUCUGAGGAACAUGAUCAACUCCUCUUGUGACCAGCCAAUUGGAUACCCAAUCUAUGUCUCUCCUUUGACUACUUCCUAUUCAGAUAGUCAUGAACAGCUAAAGGACAUUCUUGGGGGAGCCAUCAGCUUAGGAAACAUCAGAAACUUCAUAGUGUCUACAUGGCACAGACUAAGGAAAGGCUGUGGAGCUGGCUGCAAUAGUGGUGGAAAUAUUGAAGAUUCAGAUGCUGGAGGUGGAGCUUCUUGCACAAGUAACAAUGCAACUAUCAAUGAGUCACAGAGCAGCAUGUCACAAGGAGGAGGGACUGCAACUACAGGGCAGGGACCUGGAGCAGUACAGCACCCUCCUGUUGCAGCUCAUCCCACAACUUUUCCUGCAGCUCAUCCACCAACUCAUCCCUCCACUCUGGGCACCAGUCACAGCUCUCACUCUGUGCAGUCCAGCCUUGUCAGACAUUCCCCUGCCCGUGCCUCAGUAGCUAGCCAUUCAUCCUACUGCUACGGCAGCCGUCACUCAUCUCUCCGCACAUCCACAACAGGCUUUGUGCCUUGCCGGCGCUCUUCCACCAGUCAGAUUUCCCUUCGCAACCUCCCUUCAUCCAUCCAGUCCCGCCUGUCUAUGGUGAACCAAAUGGAACCUACUGGCCAGACUGGGGUCAGCGUGCAGCAUGGACUGCCCUCUUCUAGCAGCUCCAGCCAAAGCAUCCCAGCCUGUAAACAGCAUGCCCUUGUGGGCUUUCUAGGGACAGAAGGAGGGAGUAAUGCAGCUGAAACUCAGUCAGGUGGCAGUGCAAGCCCUGCAAAUCAAAUGCAAGCCAAAAAGGAUGACGUUAUUUACAGAAUCCAGUUAAUGGAUCCCAGUCAAGUACUGGAAGGGAUCAACGUGUCAAAAAGGAAAGAGCUGCAGUGGCCAGAUGAGGUGAUACGGCUAAAAGCUGGAAGAAACAGCUGGAAAGACUGGAGUCCUCAGGAAGGCAUGGAAGGCCAUGUGAUUCACCGCUGGGUGCCUUGCAGCAGAGAUCCAAGUAGUCGGUCACAUAUAGAUAAAACCAUCCUGCUGGUUCAAAUUGAAGAUAAAUAUGUUGCUGUUGUUGAAACUGGAGUCCUUGAACUUGGGGCUGAAGUCUAAAUCUCUUUGAGACUGAAACUUCCCCUUCUCCAAUGGUUCAAAAGAGAGAAGGGUCCAGAAGAAGCAGCUCCCAGGACACGAAACUUUGGUCCGGUUGUAGGAAAGGACUUGAAACACAGAUUUGUCUAAGUCCCUUUCCCCAAAUAAACAAGUGUAAGAAAUUUUUUUAAGUUGUUAGCUGCUGAAGAAACACUUGCAUGAAGGAUAGAUUUGUUGAGACAUAUCUUUUGUUUAUAAAUUUUGUUAUGCAUUGCGUAAUGCUUUAAAUCAACAAACUUUUCAGUUCUAAGAUCAGAGCACCUCAUAUUUUUCUAAUUGUUUUGCCAAAAAUUGCCAUGUCUUGUCACAGAGUGUGUGGAAUUCAUCCACCUUAUUUUAAUGAAAUUGACUACAAACCUUCAGUUUGGUGAAACAGUGUAAGGGUUUUCAGGUGUGGCAAGAAGAGACUGAACAGAUGUAUAGAUUCUUAUUCCUUAUGAGCUAAACAUUAAUGAGAACUGCACUAAUUUUUUUACAGCAAUGCACUAAAAACAACCCUGAGAUUGCUGAGAACAUUUAUUUAUAUAUAUAAAUAUAAGUAUAUAAAAUACCAUUAUUUAAAUUGCCUUUGGGAUUAAUCCCCUCCCUCUCCAUAUACAUGUUGAUGGCAAGGGCUGUGCCAUGGGUUUGGUUCUGUGUUCUGUAUUUCGUACAAGUGCAUUUGCUGCAUCCUCUUCACAAUAAAUGAUAAAGUAACAAAUGUGUAGAAAAGCACCUGAGUAUCCCUGUACUACAUCAGACUUUAUUGUGGUGGCAGUGGUACCUCAAGCCUGUACAACACAUCUAGCUUUAAAGUGGGCCCCAAUAUGACUUUCCAUCUGUCUUCCCUUCACUAGUCAUGGCUACUUUGCUUCUUUACGCCCCGAGCUGGCUGUGUUGUUUCAUUGGCUCUUCUCUGGCAAACAGUGGUUUUAGUUUUGUAGUGGGAGGUGCAGGUUCAUGGUUAUUUCACGGAUGCUUGAAGGUUUUUUUAUUCUAUCCAAUUUAAAAAGAAGAAACAGCAACAACUCCCCAAACAAAAUGAAAAAAGAGCCCAACAAAACUUGACUUCUGCUUUUAAUGAUCUUUUAUAGAAGGCACAGCCCUAAACUUGUAUCACUUUUACCACCUUGCCUUUUCUUUCCCUUUAGUCUUCAUUCUUUUCUAUGACUUGAAUUUUAUUUUCUGUGAUUAUAUAUUCUAUGUAAGUGUAAUUUGAGUAUUUAUAACUGUGAAGUUGAAUUAUUCAUGUGUUACAUAUCCUAGGUUUUAUUGUAUUUUUUUAAAAGUGUGUAUUCAGGGAAACAAGUAACUCAGAACUAUCAUGGGAGUGUGAGAGGGAAACUGGUUUGUUCUUGACUUGCAGUUCCUAUGACUCAUUUUCUUAAUCAGUAAGAAAGAAACGUACCUGUUGUGAUUGUUUCCUGUUUCUGAUCUGUAAUUAUAUAGGACUCUGUGAGGAAUUUGCAUAUAGUUCUAGCUUUUGGGAGCAGCCAUCUUUUUCCCAGUCACCUCCACUUCUUUAUAUGUGUCGUAACUAGGAGAGACUUCUGAUAUACCACAGAGGUUAUUAUAAUUAGUUCUCUAACAUCAGAGAAACAUUGUCCAUUAUGUACCUAAUGUAAGAGUGAAAUUACAUGGGAUAAGAAAAAAGAAAGAAACAGCUACCUAAGAAACACUGGUAUUCCAGCUCAAGUCACUGUAUGCCAUCUAGCCGUGCAAGGGUAAGUCUUUGUGCCUGGUAUUUACUCAAUUCCAGUUAUUGUUCCCAGUGAAUGAUACUGGGGCCUUGCUUGCAUCAUAGACUAUGCAAACUCAUCUUUGAAAUGCUGUGCAUCUUAAAGUUGCAUAUUACUUUUCACUUUAUUCAUACAUGGUCCCAUUUAAUCAUGGUAAAAAUGCACAGAUCUGCUACCCUUGAAACUAUGUGGAACAGCAAACUUAUUUAUCAUAGAUAUCACAUUACAGAGUAGUUGAAUUAACCUCCUGCGUAGGUCAAAGUGUAGUACAGUAGAUGAAACUUCCGUAGCAGUCUGGUAACACUGCUAUCAGGAAUGACAAAAAUGUGUAAGUUUUGAAUUGAAGGCCUUUUAGUGAAGGUUUUAGUCUAUGUCCUUCCUUUCAGGUUCUAAUUAAUUAAUACCUUUAAUUAAUUAGCCUUCCAGGUUUUCUGUAUCGUGAAGGACAUUGCUUCAUUUAAAAGGCAGAAGUUUGUUUUGAAAAUAAGGCCCUCUUUGAUGUUAGUUGCACAGGGUUGUUUCUUUUUCCCUUGGACUGAAGCCUUGAGGUAAACAAAUGACUGAACACCAAAAUAUAUUGGUUAGGUUUUUUUGCUUUGUUUUUUUUUUUUUUUAAAGCUGUCUGAAACAACUUUCACUAUGUUAGCCUUGACUGUACAAUCUCUCACUCUCUUUGGGGCAAAGUAAGGACAAUGUCCAUUGCUGGUAAAAGACGUGAUAGGAAUUAAUGGCUUUUUAAUGUGGAAAUUUUAGUGCAUAUGUCUGUCUGCUUGGAAUUAGAUUGGCAAAUAGCAGGUAGGGAGAGACAGACUUGUAAGGGCAAGGAGAAUUGAUUAAUAUUUCUAUUUUUUAUAAAACAUCAAGCUUUUGGUGUGCUGCCUUCAGGAGAUGGAUUUUAAUGUGGACAGCUUAACACUUUCAGGUGCUCAGCUAACAUCUGUUGUGAAGCUGGUCACACAAUGCUCAUACCUAUUCCAGAUCUGCUCAACAGAAGCCGCCUACUUGAAAUUUCACUCUUCCAUAAGGCUUUGAAAAAUUAACUCUAAAGCUUUUCCUGAACUUAAGAUUCAUAUGAUUGUGUGUUGGUUUGUACAGGGUUUGUCUUUGGUUUCCAGUGUGCAGGUGACAAAAAUGUUUGUUUUCUUCCAACUCAGAAUCGCACAGAGUUAACUAGGUUGAAAAAGACCUUUUGAGAUUAUAGAGUUCAACCUGUGACUGAAUGCCACUUUGUCAACUACUAGAGCAUGGUACGAAGUGCCAGUCUUUUCUUAAAUACCUCCAGGGAUGGUGACUCUACCAUCUCCCUGGGCAGCCCAUUCCUAUGCCCAAUCACUCUUUCUGUGAAGAAUUUCUUCCUAAUGUCCAGCCUAAACUUCCCUUGGCAUAGCUUAAGGCUGGAUCCUCUUGUCCUGGUGCUGGUUACCUGGGAGAAGAGACCAAUCCCCACCUGGCUACACCCUCCUUUCAGGGAGUUGUGGAGAGUGAUAAGGUUUCCUCUGAACCUCCUCUUUUCCGGCUGAACUACCCCAGCUCACUCAGCCUCCUCAUAGGAUUUGUGUUCCAGACCCUUCACCACCCUUGCUGCCCUAGUCUGGAUGCAUUUGAGCAUUUCAAUGUCCCUCCUAAACUGGGAGUUUCAAAACAGGACACAGGACUCAAGGUGAGGCCUCACCAGUGCCAAGGACAGGGGGACAAUCACUGCCCUGCUCCUGCUGGCCACACAGGCCAGGAUGCCGUUGGCCUUGGCCAUGUGGGCACACUUCCCCACAGGAUAGACCCGUCUGUGGAAACCUCUGUUCUAGUUCUAAUUAUUUCAUCUUUUGUUUUAUUUUCUUUGCCUUUGUCUUGAUGCGUAAUAUUUUUCUGCUGUUGUAAGGAUGGAAAAGAUGGAUAUUUUCAAAUUAGUCCUGUCAGUCCAAAUGGAACCUUACCAUAGAGCAGAGUUUUUUUGAUCUGUUUAGACUUCCAUGAAAACCCUUACAAAUGUUUGCUUCUACCCCGUUCCCUUGUACUGUGGUAUUCUCUUGCCAUAAGAACAUUCCAGUUAAGUCCUACUGUUGUAGCUUCCAGGUAAAUCCCAAUCUAUUUUCUUUCUCUCAGAUUUCUUUGGAGGUGGUAUCUAUGUAUACAUAUGUAAAGACUUCUCCCUAAAACACUCAGUUGCAGAAAAGGGCUUGAAAACCCCAUCAGAUACUAUUCAUUAUUAAAAAUGGCAAAUACAUGAUGUUUUAAAACCUUUUCCCAUUUCACUUCUCUGUGAAAUCUUUUAAAGUGUUCUGACUUUUUAAAAAACCCAAAACCUAGAAUUGUGUAUGUGACACCACUGAUGACAUGUAGACUUGCAGCGGAUGAUACUAGUGCUGGAUACUGGGGCCCUCUCUCAUGGUCCAGCAUGUUUGGAAUUUUUCAGAGUUUGGGGAAGGUGAUGGUGAUGAUUAUUUCUUGAGGUAAUUCCAUGUUGGCUGAAUGUUCCUACAGCCACUUUGCCUGGGACAUCUGGCAUGUUUCUGAGCGGUGAUGUCAGUUUUCUACUCAAGAGUGCUGUUAUCACCAGUCAUUCCUUGUCCCGUGGUCUCAAUGCCUUUGGGAACUGAAGAACUCUUUGAGAAGCCUGGAUGACUGGUGAGGUGACAGAUGACGACUUGUGGCACAAGUCCAUGCCUUUGGCCCUUUGGCAAGAGGCCAUAAAGCUUUGUCUGGAUUUGGGCAAGGCGGGGAGGGCGGUGGGGGAAGAAAUGCUUUAUGAUUGAUUCAGCUUUCUCUGAUAAUGCACACACCACCAUGCAACCCAGAAGCAUAAAUAACAGACACUGCUUUAAAGACCUCUCUCAAUUACAGAACUCUCCAUUCACAAAAUGGAGCUGGAUAAAUUGCAUUUCUUACCAUUAAGAGUAAUUCCACUUAUAUUGGAUUUGGGGUUGUACCACCACAGGUUUUAUGUACUUAAUUUUAUUAAGGAAUUUUAUACCUAUUAUAUAGGCAUCUAUUCUUUUCUUGUCUGGCUUGCUAUUUGAUAUUCUAAUACAGUACAUUCAGUGGCGCUGGACUCUUUCAGAAAUUAUACUGGUAAUUUCUGGUGCCUUAGUGAAACAGUGGGUACAUAACACCUUGGUGGAAGGUAAAGCAUGUGACUUGUUUCACCCCAGCAUGAUAUGCAUAUUUCUAAAAAGGUGAUUAAGAUGGCUGCCCCAAAAGAAUUUGGGAGUAUACCUACGUCAUUUGGUCAUGAACAUUUGAAUAUGAGCAAUUUUUAUGACUUCUGGUAUGUACAGUUUGAAUAGAUAAGCCCAGUACACUUAGGCAACAGCUUUGAAAGAUGGCAAUCAAAUAGCUGGAUAUGUAACUUCUUACACAGAUGCCCCUGAAAGCUUGACAAUAGCUGCUGGUUAGGAAAUGGAGAGGGGAGUGGAGCAUAAAUGAGAGGAUGGGUUUGGUUUUUAAUGGACAAUGAAAAUAUAUAUUGCCUCUACCAGCAAACGGUUACAUUGCCAGGGAUAGGGAUAUAUGUACCUGCGUGUCUGUGAGUGUGUAUGUGUCUGCGUGUGUUAUUGGAAACAGCCUGUAAAUAUUGUAGCUGUUUAAAAUGGAAAAGGCAGAGAGUUUUUUUGCAACAUGUUGCAGCAAAAGGACAGUAUUGACAGUGGAGAAACACUGAGAAAUAAAAAACCUUUUUUCA